Sabethes cyaneus is the source of this 1164-nucleotide messenger RNA. RefSeq names its product pre-mRNA-splicing factor 18 (gene Prp18). The record is from RefSeq and is a predicted model, not a curated record. Gene Ontology annotation, biological process: generation of catalytic spliceosome for second transesterification step; RNA splicing. Gene Ontology annotation, cellular component: U2-type post-spliceosomal complex; U4/U6 x U5 tri-snRNP complex; U5 snRNP. The coding region runs from base 59 to 1114 and encodes 351 amino acids. Lineage: Eukaryota; Metazoa; Arthropoda; Insecta; Diptera; Culicidae. The transcript has 2 exons.
CAAUAAAAAUCGUCAAAUAAUACAAUUAUUAUACUUUAAAUUUACUGUUUGUAACACUAUGGAUGUUCUCAAAGCAGAGAUUGCUCGUAAGCGAAAGUUAUUGGAAGAAAAAAAGCUAGUUGAUGAAAAAAAGAAAUUCUUUAAACGAGGUGACUUGCUUGCCCAGGAGCUAGAAGAAUAUCGGGAAAAAUAUGGUCAGCAAGCGAGCGGAAGUGGUGAAGCGGCAGCUUCGGCAAAUGAUGGCGAUCAAUCUCCGACCAAAGAUUCAAAGUACGAUUUCCGGAAUCUUCCGCGAACGGAGGUAAUUCGCAAACUGCGUGAGCGCGGGGAACCAAUUCUGCUGUUUGGAGAAAGCGAGUUAGAUUCGUGCAAUAGAUUACACCAGCUGGAGAUAUCGGCACCGGAAAUUAAUAGAGGGUUCCGCAACGACUUCCAGGAAGCCAUGGAACAAGUAGACGAAGCUUUUUUGAACGAAAUUUUAACGUCGAAUGGACAGCUGGGUGGAAUGAGCAAGAGCAAAAGUUCAAACGAGGAUUUUGCAGUAGACGACUCAGUUACGUAUGAGUCGAUCCAAGAAAUGGCAGUUCGUCUAGGACGAAGCGGAAAAGAACACGACAUGCACGUGAUAACGACUGUUAUACAGUUUGUUUUGAAAAUGUGGAACGAUAACUUGAACUCAGGAACAACCGCAGAACGAACAGCCACAAAAUGGAAAAUUGCCAGGGCAACCUUUGAGCAAACACGUCUCUAUUUAAAACCAUUGCUACGAAAGCUACGUAAUAAAACUAUUCCGGAGGAUAUUCUAGACAGUUUGACGGAUAUCACGAAAAGUUUACUGCGAAGAGAUUACAUCAGCGCCAGCGAUGCGUACCUGACGAUGGCGAUUGGCAAUGCACCCUGGCCGAUCGGUGUUACCAUGGUCGGUAUUCACGCUCGAACGGGUCGGGAGAAGAUUUUCUCGAAAAAUGUUGCCCACGUGAUGAACGACGAAACGCAGCGAAAGUACAUUCAGGGCCUGAAGCGUCUGAUGACGAAGAUGCAGGAUUAUUUCCCUACGAAUCCGUCGCGAUGUGUUGAAUAUGUUAGCAAAAAGGAUGCGUGGGUCGAGCAGUAAUCUAUUUAAGGUUUUUUUUUUGGUAAGAUCAUUUAUUUUUAACAUCAAAU